This is a messenger RNA of Chenopodium quinoa (quinoa), 3540 nucleotides long. RefSeq names its product oxysterol-binding protein-related protein 1C-like. The transcript is spliced from 10 exons. Gene Ontology annotation, cellular component: intracellular membrane-bounded organelle; cytosol; membrane. Gene Ontology annotation, molecular function: sterol binding. NCBI's taxonomy places the organism in Eukaryota, Viridiplantae, Streptophyta, Magnoliopsida, Caryophyllales, Amaranthaceae. The record is from RefSeq and is a predicted model, not a curated record. Bases 665 to 3124 code for a protein of 819 amino acids.
UGAACAAAUCAUGUUCAAAUUAUUUUUCAUCCUUAAAAAAAAAUUAUGAUUUCUCUUUGAAUUGAAAUACUCUCUAUAAGAGUAAUGAACUUAUGACAAUUAUAUUGAGAUAAAUGAAAAUUAUAAAAAAAAAAAAAAUUAUAUUGACAAGGUAAACUGUAAAAGUAAAAGAAUAUUAAAAUGAAAAUUGUAGUUAGUAAAGAGGACUGCAUGUUCGAUCCCCGCAAUAACAAUUAAGAGGGACUAUAAACUAAUCACUUACAACUCAUCCCAAAUCCGAGUGAACCGUUUGGAACACGGAAAAAAAAAAUUGAUGGGGGGAAGAUUGGUAAAGAGUGGAAAAAAAAAAAAAAAAAAAAAAAAAACAAAAACAAAAAAAAAAAAGCAUAUUCCAACCUUCUGAAUAAUACGAAGUUUAAACCGAAAAACCACCUCACCACCAUUCACCAUUUCCUCUCUCUCUCUUUCCAGAGUCUCCGGUCUUCUCCGACUCCCCUCUGCUUCUCUCUCAAAAUUGGUCAUUCAAUCAACCCGCCCCGUUUAUUCAAUCAACCGGAACCCGAUGAUACGCUCCCGUAAAGUGCCUGUUUACUGGACUCCGGUCAGAUGAUCCGCUCAAACUCCCCUCUUUUUUCUUUAUUUUAUUCGGCAAAUUAGGGAUCACAUGCAUCCUUUUUGCUGCGUUUCUCCAAUCUCUAAUCGCGACCAGGCUUCUGCCUUCUCUCCAAUGCCUUCUCACUCUCUCUCCUCCGCCGACGCUCCGCAAAUUAACGGCUACGAUGAUGCGGCGAUCAGGAGGAGAGAGAGUACAACCACCGCCACCACCGCCACCACCUCCACCAGCACCAUCAGCAACGCUACCAAUCAAAUUAUAGAUCUAAAUCACAAUAAUAACAAUUUUAAUAAUAAUAACAAUAGUAUUUUGAACAGUCAGAAUCAUCAGCAAAUGUCGACGGUGGAUCAGAGAGAAGUGAUGAUAAACGAUAUAGUUGGAAAUGGAAUAUGUGGGAUAUUGUAUAAAUGGGUCAAUUAUGGAAAAGGAUGGAGACCGAGGUGGUUUGUGCUACAAGAUGGUGUUCUUUCUUAUUAUAAAAUUCAUGGACCUCAUAAAAUUACCCUUACUUUGGAGUCUGAGAAGGGUUUCAAGGUCAUCGGCGACGAGUCUAUGCGCAGAAUUCGCCGUACCGGUAACAAUUCUUCCUCCAACUCGCUCCGCCGUAAGCCCUUCGGUGAGGUUCACCUCAAGGUUUCAUCAAUCCGCGAAAGCAGAUCAGAUGACAAGAGAUUUUCCAUCUAUACUGGCACAAAGAGGCUGCAUUUAAGAGCUGAAACCCGUGAGGAUCGAAUGACUUGGGUGGAUGCCCUGCAAGCUGUUAAGGAUAUGUUUCCUCGAAUGUCCAAUAGUGAGCUGAUGGCCCCGAUUGACAAUGUUGCUUUGUCGACUGAAAAGCUGAGGCAAAGGCUCCAACAAGAGGGUGUCAGUGAAGCGGUUAUACAGGACAGUGAGCAAAUUAUGAGGGCAGAGUUUGCAGGGAUGCAGAAUCAACUUGUUUUGCUCAAGCAGAAGCAGUGGAUGCUUAUUGAUACGUUGCGUCAUUUAGAGACCGAAAAGGUGGACUUGGAGAACACAGUUGUUGACGAGAGUCAGAAGCAGUCAAAAGAGCAAGGGGCGACCUCCAGAACAAAACAAGAUAAAUCUAGUGAAGCAACUCCAAGUGAUUCUGAUGAUGAUAAUGAUAGGGCUGAUGCUGCAGAGGAAGACACAGAUGAAGAUGAAAACGCCUUUUUUGACACAAGGGACUUUUUAUCAUCAAGUUCUUUCAAAAGCAGUGCGUCUGAUUUGAGGAUAUCAUCUUUUUCCUCGGAUGAUGAUGAUUUUCAUGCUGCUGAAUCUGAGGAGGAUGUUGAUCCUUCCAUCAAAGAUGCAGUAGCUAACUUUCCUUACGUUAAACGGCGUAAGAAGUUGCCUGAUCCUAAGGAGAAAGAGAAAGGAGUUAGUCUUUGGUCUAUGAUAAAAGAUAAUAUUGGAAAAGAUCUUACAAAAGUUUGUCUUCCUGUUUAUUUUAAUGAACCAAUCUCUUCUCUACAAAAAUGCUUCGAAGAAUUGGAGUAUUCGUAUCUCCUUGACAGGGCAAACGCAUGGGGAAAGCAGGGAAAUAGCCUUAUGAGAAUCCUCAAUGUAGCUGCAUUUGCUGUUUCUGGAUAUGCUUCUACUGAGGGACGAAUCUGCAAGCCAUUUAAUCCAUUGUUGGGAGAAACCUAUGAAGCUGAUUUUCCUGAUAAAGGACUCCGAUUUUUCUCAGAAAAGGUAAGUCAUCAUCCUAUGAUUGUUGCCUGUCAUUGUGAUGGUACUGGAUGGAGAUUAUGGGGAGACAGCAAUUUGAAAAGUAAAUUUUGGGGCCGCUCUAUACAACUUGAUCCUGUUGGAAUUCUUACCUUAGAGUUUGAUGAUGGAGAAGUUUUUCAAUGGAGUAAGGUAACCACAUCCAUAUACAACCUUAUAUUAGGAAAGCUAUAUUGCGAACACUAUGGUACGAUGCGUAUACAGGGAAAUCGGGAGUAUUCCUGCAAGCUGAAGUUCAAGGAGCAGUCUAUUAUUGACCGAACUCCUCGACAGGUACAAGGUAUAGUGCAAGACAGAAAUGGGAAAACAGUUGCUACAUUGUUUGGGAAGUGGGAUGAAAGCAUGCAUUAUGUAAAUGGGGACUGCUUAGGUAAAGGAAAGGGAGAUGCUAUCUCAGAAGCCCGGUUAUUGUGGAGGCGAAGUAAGCCUCCCAGAUACCCAACCAGAUAUAAUCUAACUCGCUUUGCGAUGACAUUGAAUGAGCUUACUCCUGGAUUAAAGGAGAAGCUGCCCCCUACUGAUUCUAGGCUAAGGCCUGACCAAAGGUACCUGGAAAAUGGGGAGUAUGAGAAGGCAAAUGCAGAAAAGUUGCGGCUAGAGCAAAGACAGCGGCAGGCUCGAAAAAUGCAAGAAAGGGGCUGGAAGCCGCGGUGGUUUGCCAAGGAUAAAGAAACAGACACAUAUCAAUUAGUCGGAGGGUAUUGGGAGGCCAGGGAACAGGGCAACUGGGAAUCAUGUCCUGAUAUCUUUGGCCAAAUUUCUCCUGAGUUAUUGGACUGAUUACACGCAUCUGAAGUCACCUCUUUGGUUAGCCCAAUAAAAAUUCAACAAAAAAAGAACAUACAUUUUUCCUGUCUAGAAUUCUUUUACCAUCAUAUAUGGGUAGGCUAGUGGUGGUGCAUUGGUAGAUUUGAGUCGAUUAUAUAUGUGAAUUACAUAUUGUAAAGUAUACUAGAUGAUAGGUAAAUCAUAAAAGAAUCUCUAUUUUUCAAUUCUUUUUGCCAUGGCAUAUAGGCUCCUGAUCCUAUGCUUAUUCUGAGCUUUUAAGCAAGUGUGUAGAAAUUGCUCAUGAUAUACAGAGAAACUAGUAUCAUAGGCAUGUCCAAACAUGAUAUUUGUGGCGAAGUGUUUUAUUUGUAUCUCAUUGGCAAAGCUAAAGUGAGCACUUAAUGUUAUGCAUAUGAAAUUAUUUACAG